This is a messenger RNA of Ceratina calcarata, 770 nucleotides long. Its product is annotated as thioredoxin domain-containing protein 12. The transcript has 2 exons. The coding region runs from base 86 to 679 and encodes 197 amino acids. NCBI's taxonomy places the organism in Eukaryota, Metazoa, Arthropoda, Insecta, Hymenoptera, Apidae. The record is from RefSeq and is a predicted model, not a curated record. Gene Ontology annotation, cellular component: endoplasmic reticulum.
AAACACGUCUUUUAAAAAUCUUGUAAAUUGCACGAUCGAAAAUGUUUACUACGGGACGCAAGCAUAAAAAUUAUUGGUUGAAGUGAUGAGGAUGAGCGUCAAGUAUCUCACCGCUUUAAAUCUGAUUAGUCUGAUAAGCCGCAUAGGCGGCAAUAACAUUUUUAACCUCGGCGAUUCAAAUUAUGAAUACGAGUUUGAGCACUUGUACAAAUGGACGAGUUUCAACAGGGGCUUCUGUCAAGCUAGAAAAGUCAACAAACCGAUAAUGCUGUUUGUCCAUAAAAUGCAAUGCCCCGGUUGCGUGAAGUUAAAAAAGAAAUUUGUCAAGUCCGUGCGACUGAUGGAUCUCAGCGAUCGCUUCAUCAUGAUAAAAGCAGAAAUGGGCAAAGACUCGAAUUUGAAACAUAAAACAUUUCAUCCGGAUGGGAAGUACGUGCCGAGGAUAUUGUUCUUCACUUCGGAAGGCAAAUUGAUAAAAGAAGCGUACAACCGAUGCCCGGAUGCUGACAAGGAUUAUAAAUACUUUUACAAAUCCGCCGGGCAAGUCGUGGAGACGAUGUUGUACGUUUUAAAUAAGUACACGAACGACGCGUUGCCAGUCGCGUUCCAGCAGGAACAAUCGAAACCGGAAGCUUGCGAUCCGGAGGACGAAAUCAUUCUCCCUACUUUGUUAUAUUGAUGCUAAACGAUUUGGAAAUAAUAUUCUUUCCUAAUUUAUAAUGAUCUUUUCAAGUAUCGAUAGACUGCGGAUUUGAUGUGUUAUUAAACAA